CCACAGUUUACUAAUCUGCACCCACAGAUUAUUAAACUGUACCCACAGUUUACCAAUCUGUACCCACAGAUUAUUAAACUGUACCCACAGUUUACUAAUCUGUACCCACAGUUUAGCAAUGACCCGGAAACUGUAGUCACCAAUGUUUGGCGGGGACUCCAAACGCCGAGGGACCAACCAAGCAAGCACCUGCACCUUUUGCCCUCGGCGAGCGAACAAAGGGGUUUUAAAAGGUAACUAUUGCACGUUUUCUUUGGUAGGCGUCUUUCAGGUGUCAUCAAUCAAUAUGGCAUGUUGUGUUUGCACAUUUUCUGUACUGUUGUCGUGUCCGUGCGUGCUUAAUUCAAGUAGUGUUUAUUAGUUCUUUCAAUAUAUGCAUCUCACGUAAAUGGUCGCAUUAGCAGCGACCUGCUAAAAGUAGCGUGUAUUUCUAUUCACCAUCCAUGCGUUUAAAGAUUGUUUUCUUUCAACAUUUUCUCGCUGCAGUCACGCUAUUAACAUCAUAAUGGCAGCUCUUUUGGUAAUGACAUGUUGCACUGUUUGCACAUUUUCUGUGCUGCUGUCGUGACCGUGCGUGCUUAAUUCAACUAGUGUGUUCAUUGUUCGUUCGCUAUGCCUCUCCCGUAAGUGGCCGCAGUAGCAGCGACCUAAUAAAAGUAGCCUAAGUAUUUCUAUUCACCAUCCAGGCGUUUAAAGAAUGUUUUCCUUCAACAUUUUCUCGCUGCAGUCACGCUAUUAAUAUCAUAAUAGCCGCUGUUUUUUGUUUGUUUUUUGUCUGCGACAUGGUUUGAUUUUAUGCCGUCUUCCUUAUGCAGUCAUCCCUGAAGAAUUGAAGUGUCAGUCAGCUAAAUCUGUCUGCAAAGGAUCGAACACUGAUGGAUUCAAAUUUUAGAAAAUUUAUUCAAGAGCAGCGAAUGUUAGGUGAGGAUGUAAUUGAAACCUUCAUUGAGGAGAAGAUUGAUUGCUACACCAUCAAUGAAAUGACAGAUGAGCAACUGACAAAAUAUAUUCCAAAAAUUGGAGAUCGUAUUGCAAUACGCCAAUACUGCAGAAGAGAAGUGGCUGUGUUUGAAGGGACCAGCACAACAUUAUCCAAAGCAACUGAAUCAUUAAUUUCAAAAAUUAAUCAAAGGCGAAUGUCUUCCAGUGGCCUUACGGAUGAACGAGUGAAAAAAAUGUCAGGCAAUAAAAAUGCCACAAAGGAACACCGCAAUUAUCAGAUGGGCCUAUUUGAAGAAAAGGAGGGCAGAUUUGUCCAGGUGAGAGAAAGAAGAGGGGGAGGUAUCAGACAUUUGAAGGCUGCGAAGAAUGCAACAAUGUCUGAAUUACUGGAAACGGGCAAAUCGCUCUUUUUUUCGGAUGGAAAAUCCCAAAUAGGUACAGAAAGUGAAUUUGAAUUCACAAUGCGAGACUUCACUGAAGACGUCCUUGAUCCACAAACAACCUUAAAUGAGCAAUAUGAAAAACGAAGGGUAAAAACAUUACGACUUUAUUUGUCGUGCAAAAGAAUUCAUGCUGAUAGCCAUGAAGAAGUGCCCGAUACACCCCAAGACACCUCAUCUGUAAGUUUUCUUACACUGAACGAAACAAACAAUGUGCCUACAUCUGACAGAGAAAUUGAGGGAGCCACUGGUGGUUUCAGCCAAGAAAAUCUUGUCAAUGAACAAUUCAUAAUUGUUGAUGAGGACAUAAUCUUCAUGCAACCCUAUGGUGAAAAUGCCAUUCCGGAUGUGGAUGAUCCCCUAGAUGACACCAUCCCGCUGGAGCACGUUGCAGGGGACAUUCCAGUCCAAGAACCACACCUACGUGGAACAAAGAAACUCAAGUUGCACAGGGGAAAUAUUUUCCAUGAAUUAAACACUGCUUUUAAAAAUGGCAAUAUAGAUAUUGCUGAGAUGUUGGUGGAAAUAGAAAUGUUCCAACCUAAUGGUAACAUGGAAAAAGGGGAAGACAGCGGUGGUGUCUUACGCGAUGCUUUGAGUGAGUACUGGGAGACUUUUUUUAGUAAAUGUACUCACGGAGGAACAACAAAGGUGCCGAUGACGAGACAUGACCUGAAGGACGAUUGGGUUAAUAUAGCCCAAGUCUUGGUCUUUGGUUACAACCUGGUUAAGUACUUUCCUGUUGCUCUGGCGAAGCCCUUUAUUUCAUAUUGUCUCGGUCGGGAAGUGGUGGAGAAUGACCUGCUUUUGUCAUUUUUUGACACAAUUCCCACAGAAGAAAAGGAUGUGGCCGAAAAAGCAAUGAACAAUUUUUUUUCCGUCAAUGAAACUGAAGAGUGGAUUGACUUUCUUGAUGCCCAUAAAGUUAAAGUUGUCGUCAACAAGGGGAAUGUCAAGAAAACGUUAAUCGAGGUGGCACAUAAAGAGCUCAUCCAAGACCCCGCAUAUAUUGCUGACUGUUGGUCCAGUAUAUUGAAGGAACUAAUCUUACCAGCGGGAGGACUCAAUGAAGUAUAUGCUGGCCUUAACCCGACACCAAGGCGGGUCAUUGCCAUGUUAGACUACGGGAAUCUCAACAUGAAAGAAAUGCAGAGUUUUGAAUUUCUUAAAAAAUUCAUCAGGAGUUGCAGAGAGCAUCGGCUGAAGAAAUUUCUUCGAUUUUGCACAGAUCUUUUAGUGGUCCAGAAGAUCUACGUGCGUUUCUUUGAGCCAGAGAACGUGUUUACGAGGAGGCCAAUAGCCCAUACAUGUGGCUGUGUUCUGGAGUUGCCAAAUAACUACGGAUCCUACCCAGAGUUGGCAGAGGAGUUUGAUCAUAUACUUGAUGCAAACAUGUGGGUGAUGGACAUUAUUUAGUUGUAAUUCAAACGCAAUACCUUUAUCUCCCUAUUUAUUUUAAGGGUAGCAAGGUACGGUAUCUUUAAAAAAAUCUGAUUUUUUGGUUUUCAAUUUUAAAGUUAAAAAUAAGUGAAAACCAUAGACAUUGAUGUCUGAUGAACAGUUCAGGUGCUGCAUUGCCAAGAUUUGUUUAAUGUUAGUCUUUUAUAAUUUAACAUUUUAUAAAGGACAGAUUCACAAGUUUACACUGACAUAUUGCAUGCACUUUUAUAGGAAGUUUGGCCAUUUUCCUGCCAAAGUGAGUUACUGUUUACAUUUUUGGUAACACUUUAUUUGAACACGGCAUCAUAAGACUGUCAUAAUUAUGACAUGAAACCUGUCAUGAACAUGAUUAAUGCUUAUGACAGAGGUCAUUAAUUGCCAUUCAGUAAAUUAUGUCACCUUUGAUGCAAGUUUGACAGGAAAAGCAUUAGUUGUAUCAAAAUAGAGCCUGUUCCUAAUAUUUACAUCAUGUCACUGUUCAGGUGGACCAAAUUUUAAGGAACAACCUGUAUUGAGAUAAAACUGAAGCUAUACUGGUCAACUUUGCAUCAAAAUUGACAAUUGACUGAAUGACACUUAAUGACCUCUGUCAUAAGCAUUCAUUCAUGUUUGUGAAAUGUUUUCUGUCAUAAUUAUGACAGUCUUAUGGUGCCAUGUUCAAGUAGUGUUACAUUUUUUUCCUCCUUGUCAAUACACCAUAUUUUAUAUAUUUUUGCAUGCACUUUAACUUUUGCCAUUUGCCUGUAUUGAUUGCACUGUUUGUUUACAUAUGGUGGAGUACACUACUCUGUUUAUCACCAUGAAGAUAGUUUGGGCUUUAUUGAGACCAGAGUGAUUGUUAACAUUUUGCACAUUUUCCCAUGUCAAAUUAGGUACUGUAUUAAAGUUUUAAAAUGUUCCAAUCUGGUUUUCUUUGUGUAAAGACAGCUAAAUUUGCUCAGUUCACAUACAGUACGCAAAUAUCGCUUGUACAGUGCCCUUGAGUGUUGUUUGAAAGGCGUUUUGAAAUCAAAUGUAUUGUUCGCCAACUUGAACAACAACAUUUAAAGGCUACAGAUGCAAGAUUGACAUCUCUGCAAUGUGCAUGAGUGGUGCAUUUGACCAUGCCAUUUCACUCCAUGUUCAAUGCCGUGUCCUCUCAGAACUCUGAGGAUCAACCUAAAAUUACAAAUAUCAGUUACAUGACCCAGGAAUACAAAUGCUAGUUCAAAUAAGGUUGUUUGGCAACUUAAAAUAGACGACACGAUUGUUUUUAGU
Molecule: messenger RNA, 4079 nt
Organism: Corythoichthys intestinalis (scribbled pipefish)
Lineage: Eukaryota; Metazoa; Chordata; Actinopteri; Syngnathiformes; Syngnathidae
Exons: 4
Coding region: 876-2798 (640 amino acids)
Molecular function (GO): ubiquitin-protein transferase activity
Source: RefSeq, a predicted model, not a curated record